AUGAACAUUGAAGGGGUCGUCGGGUUGGCUCGUGCACGUGGGGCUAGACUGUGUGCAGCCUUUCGCGAAUUUGAUACGCAACGGACUGGGGUCAUCAACCGAACAUACCUGGAGGCGCUCAUUCACCUGUCGUUGGCACGGGAGUUGAACGUGGCCGAAAGUCAGCAGUUGGGGCGAUUCCUGGACAAAGUGACGGACAAGCGUGAAAACGUCGAAUACGAUACAUUCGUCCAAUGGUUGUAUGCGCCCGACUCGAAGUUGUCCGAGUUGGUGCUGUCUCGUGCCAGUCCCCACAAGGGUGGUAUUCCUGCAGAUCCGCGGCCUUUGAGUGGGCGAACUUUAGCGCGAAUUGUUCGUCACAAGGCGGGUGUGCGGUCUGGGCGGAGUCGUGACAGCUCCCGAGAUGGCAAGGUGCGUGGUUGCAGCCCAACUGAUCCUCGCCGAGGCGCUAUGGACCCGCCCCGAGUCGAGUCGGCUUGGCCAAGCAUGGGGAUUGCACAUCUGAGCGCCUGGGCGGAGAAGGGUGUAGUUUCCUCGCAGCAUGCUCCUCGAGACCCUGGCCCACCUCAAAGCAAGAUGCAGCCCCGACACAACUUCCCUCGGGCACGAACCAGAUCUUCCCAAGGGUAUCGAAACUGCGCCUGGACGCCCGGGAACAGACCCGGGAAGGCAUCCACCCCGGCCACUGAAGCACCAUCGGUUGAAUCUGGCGGCUACCCCGGCAGUGGAGGGGUCAGUCCGGAGGAGCCUUGGGUCAGAACAGCCACACCGCUGCUGCCGAAUUUGCCUGAUGGUUCUCGACCGCGAGGCCUGUCACAGGGCUGGAAGAGUCGUCAUCUCGACAUUUCUUCGCCGGAAGGCCAGCGAAUGGAACAGCAGAGGCAAGAGCUGAUCCAGGAGAACAUGCGUCAGCAAGAGCUGCAGGAGUACCAUUACCGCUGCCAGAAGCUAGAGAGGGAACACGCUGCAACGACAGCAGAUGCUUGGACGGUACAGGUGUCAUCGCAAGCUCCGCGACAACGGCAUCCAUCACCGCCAUCCGCAGAGGUUAUCGGGGCCAAGGAAGAGUAUUCUCAUCGGUCGAGUGUGGACGAGCGCUACGAGCAGCAGUUGCAGCAGGAGCUUGCACGACAACAGCAGCUUGAGCUGGAACUUCGGGGCGAUUCCGCAGCCUCCAUUUCUUGGCUGAACCAGCAGAAGACUCAGAGGCUCCAAGAGGAGGAGCAUCUUCGGCAGCAACACCGAGAUCAGGUACGUUCCCAGCAGGAGCAGGCAGAGCUCGCUCUGCAGCGGAGGCAGCAGGAUGCAGAGGCCUUGCGUCAGCGGCAGCGAUUUAGCCAGGAGGUCCUCCGGCAACAGCAAAGAGAACGACCUAUCAUGCAAGACGUAUCUCCUGCGCUGACCGUCGACCGUGCCACCUCCCCGCGGCCUCUCGCACCUCUGUCACCUGUCGCCUUGCAGCAAUUGCCCGCUCGAGUCCUUUGCGGUGUGGAGGAGCUCCCUUACGGGGCAAAUCCGCAGGAGGCAGAAGGCCCACCCAGUGACGAGGAGGUAUGUGGAGGGAAGCCCGAACAUGUUGAGUUCGUCACCUUCCAGGAGUUCCCGCCCCGGCCGCCCGAGGCACCCCGCAGGCCCUUGCGCCGAGUGCUCCACGAGCCCAGGGAUCUUCAGGUGGAACGGCAACAGGCGGCUCCGCCUUUCGGCGACGAGGACACUGCGGAGCAUCAUGCAGUAGAAGUCUGGCACCACCAGUUGCGAGCGCGCCAGGCAGAGAUGGCAGAGGAGGAGGCGCGACAGCGCAAAGAGGAGGAGCAGUGCAGAGAGGCAGAAGCACGGCAACGAGAGGAGGAGCAGCGGAAGUGGGAUCUUGCUUGUGCAGAGAAAGAGGAGGAGAGCCGGCACGUAGCGGAGGAGCAGCGCAGAGAAGAGGAGCGAUGGCGACAAGAGCAAAGCAACGCGGAACAGAGUUCACGACUGGCCAUGGAAGAGUGGAUGCAACAUGUGCAAGCAGACGAAGCACAGCAGCGGAUGAAGGAGCAGCUCAAAAGGGUGGAGGAAGAACGAGAAGCAGACGAGAUUGCACGUCUGGCUGUGGAGGAGCAGCGGCAGCGGGAUCUUGCCCAGGCAGAGAAAGAGGAGGAGAGCCGGCGCGUAGCGGAGGAGCAGCGCAGAGAAGAGGAGCGACGCCGACAAGAGCAAGAGCAAAGAGAAGCAGAAGAGAGUUCACGACUGGCCGUGGAAGAGUGGUUGCAACAUGCGCACGCAGAAGAAGCCCAGCAGCGGCUGGAGGCAGAGAAAGAGGAGGAGAGCCGGCGCGUAGCGGAGGACCAGCGCAGAGAAGAGGAGCGACGCCGACAAGAGCAAGAGCAAAGAGAAGCCGAAGAGAGUUCACGACUGGCCGUGGAAGAGUGGUUGCAACAUGCGCAAGCAGAAGAAGCCCAGCGGCGGAUGGAGGAGCAGCGGAAGCGGGAUGUUGCCCAGGCAGAGAAAGAGGAGGAGAGCCGGUGCGUAGCGGAGGAGCAGCGCAGAGAAGAGCGACGCGGACAAGAGCAAGAGCAAAGAGAAGCGGAAGAGAGUUCACGACUGGCCGUGGAAGAGUGGUUGCAACAUGCGCAAGCAGAAGAAGCCCAGCAGCGGAUGGAGGAGCAGCGGCAGCGGGAUCUUGCCCAGGCAGAGAAAGAGGAGGAGAGCCGGCGGGUAGCGGAGGAGCAGCGCAGAGAAGAGGAGCGACGCCGACAAGAGCAAGAGCAAAGAGAAGGAGAAGAGAGUUCACGACUGGCCGUGGAAGAGUGGUUGCAACAUGCGCAAGUAGAAGAAGCCCAGCAGCGGAUGGAGGAGCAGCGGCAGCGGGAUCUUGCCCAGGCAGAGAAAGAGGAGGAGAGCCGGCGGGUAGCGGAGGAGCAGCGCAGAGAAGAGGAGCGACGCCGACAAGAGCAAGAGCAAAGAGAAGGAGAAGAGAGUUCACGACUGGCCGUGGAAGAGUGGUUGCAACAUGCGCAAGCAGAAGAAGCCCAGCGUCGGAUGGAGGCAGAGAAAGAGGAGGAGAGCCGGCGCGUAGCGGAGGAGCAGCUCAGAGAAGAGGGGCGACGCCGACAAGAGCAAGAGCAAAGAAAAGCAGCAGAGAGUUCACGACUGGCCGUGGAAGACUGGUUGCAACAUGCGCAGGCACAGGAGAGACAGCGCAAGGCAGAGGAGCAGCGCAGAGAAGAGGAGCGACUGCGACAAGAGCAGGAGCAAAGAGAAGCUGAAGAGCUCGCACGGAUGGCCGUUGAAGAACGGCUGCAUCGCGAACGUGUGCAGGAGGAGCUGAAAAGAGAAGAGGAACGCCGAGAAGCGGAAGAGAGCACCCGAAUGGCUGCCGAGGAGCAGCGGCAGAAAGAGCUUUCUCAGGCACAGAAAGAGGAGGAGGAGGAGGAGGAGGAGAGACAGCGCAAGGCGGAGGAGCAGCGCAGAGAAGAGGAGCGACUGCGACAAGAGCAGGAGCAAAGAGAAGCUGAAGAGCUCGCACGGAUGGCCGCGGAAGAACGGCUGCAACGCGAACGUGUGCAGGCAGAAGAAGCGCGGCGACGGAUGGAGGAGGAGCUGAAAAGAGAGGAGGAAUGCCGAGAAGCGGAAGAGAGCACCCGGAUGGCUGCCGAGGAGCAGCGGCAACAAGAGCUUUCUCAGGCACAGGGAGAGGAGGAGGAGAGACAGCGCAAGGCAGAGGAGCAGCGCAGAGAAGAGGAGCGACUGCGACAAGAGCAGGAGCAAAGAGAAGUUGAAGAGCUCGCACGGAUGGCCGCGGAAGAACGGCUGCAACGCGAACGUGUGCAGGCAGAAGAAGCGCGGCGACGGAUGGAGGAGGAGCUGAAAAGAGAGGAGGAACGCCGAGAAGCGGAAGAGAGCACCCGGAUGGCUGCCGAGGAGCAGCGGCAACAAGAGCUUUCUCAGGCACAGAGAGAGGAGGAGGAGAGACAGUGCAAGGCAGAGGAGCAGCGCAGAGAAGAGGAGCGACUGCGACAAGAGCAGGAGCAAAGAGAAGCUGAAGAGCUCGCACGGAUGGCCGCGGAAGAACGGCUGCAACGCGAACGUGUGCAGGCAGAAGAAGCGCGACGCCUGGAGGAGGAGCUGAAAAGAGAAGAGGAACGCCGAGAAGCGGAAGAGAGCACCCGGAUGGCUGCCGAGGAGCAGCGGCAGAAAGAGCUUUCUCAGGCGCAGGAAGAGGAGGAGGAGAGACAGCGCAAGGCGGAGGAGCAGCGCAGAGAAGAGGAGGAGCAGCAGAGAGAAGCUGAAGAGAUUGCACGGAUGGUGGCGGAAGAGCAGCUGCAACGCGAACGCGUCCAGGUAGAAGAAGCACGGCGAGGGAUGGAGGACUUGAAAAGAGAAGAGGAAAGACGAGAAGCGGAAGAGAGCACUCGGAUGGCUGCCGAGGAGCAGCGGCAGAAAGACGUUUGUGAGGCGGCGUUGCAGACGGCAAGCCACGGACGCUGCGAUCAGGCAGGACCGGGUGACCCGCCGGGUGAUUCGGCAGGAGCACACUGGAGGGCCGUCAGGUCGUAUGUGGCCGACCAAGUUACGGUCAGAGAGACGGCUGCGCUGGAGAUGGACCUUAUUGACCACAGGCAGAAGCUCCAGGAGACUGUGGCACGCUUCGAGCAUUCAGCAGCCAGUGAAGACACGGACGAGAGCACUAUGUUGCACAAGGCCUGCCGGAGUGGAGAUGCUGCUGCUACCGCAGCCAUCCUCGCCCUCACAAGCGGGGCAGGACAGAUGUCUCGUGACGGUCAGGGCUUGUUGCCAGCGGACCUGGCUAUUCUGCACGGCCAUCGUGCAGCAGCGGCGGCGGCCCUCCGUGGCAUGCCGCUCGCGGAGCUGAACACUUUGUCCCUGCUGCUGCUGCCGCUGUUGCUCCCGACGGGUGCACUUGCCCCACCGGAGCAGGCCUCCCUGGAAGCGGGGCUCCGAGCUGCAUCCGCCACCGGCCGCGAGGCAGCUGUUGGGCUCCUUCUGGAGUCUCGCGCUUCGGUGAACGCGGCCCAGGACGAUGGUGCUACUGCCUUGUUGCUCGCCUGCCGCCCUGGCCACCGCGAUGUGCUGACAGCCCUUCUUGCGGCCCGCGCAGACACCAACAGGGUGGCAGCCAGUGGGCGCGCUCCCCUGCAUGCCGCUGCGGAGACAGGCAGACCUGAGAUGGUCAGGCUGCUGCUGCAAAGUCGGGCAAACGCAGAGGCUUUGACGACGAAGAGCACGAGCAGCCCGCUUGCGUUGGCAGCACGUGCGGGGCAUUUAGAUUGUGUGCAGGAGCUCCUUGCAGCCCGUGCAGACCCGGCUGGUGCCCACAGGGUGCAGGGCUCGCCCGCCUGGCCACCACUUCUGGCGGCUGCGCAGCACGGCAGGGACGACGUGGUUGCACUGCUGCUGGAUGCAAGAGCUUCCCCGAGCAUGCCGUCCUCAUCCCCGCUGCACGAAGCUGCUCGGCGUGGCCAUGCGCAGACAGCCCGACUCCUGCUGUCACGUGGUGCCGAGUUAGAGGCACGCAACGACCAGGGCGCUACGGCUUUGCACCUUGCUGCGCAGCAGGGUCGAUCAGAGGUGGUGCAGCUUCUGCUGGACCGCGGGGCAUCUUUAGGCGCUUCUACGAGUGCUGGGGCCGUGGCCCUCCAUGCUGCAGUUCAACUCCAACACCUUGAAGUCGCCCGGCUGCUGCUCGAUGCCCGAGCCGACCCGGAGCAAGCAGUGGCCAGUGACGGCAGUGAUGGCGGCGGCUGCCGUUGCCUGCAUCUGGCAGCCCAGCAGGGCUUUUACGACUGCAUCCAGCUUCUGGUGUCUGCCCGUGCCAACCCGAGCGCAGAGAUGCGUGGAGGUUUUACUCCUUUGGCGCUGGCAGCGCGCUCUGGGCAUGCUGAGUGCUGUCGAUUGCUUCUGGACCUUUCCAGAGCACAAGGUGAACUGAAGGCUGUGGAUGCCACAACCGGCACGGGCUGGACACCACUGCUGCUGGCGGCGAAGGCCGGGCAUGUGGCGGCCGUGAGGCAACUCUUGGACUCUGGAGCCUCCGUGAAUCUCCCGAGCCGUCGCGGCCGCACUCCGCUGAUGGUGGCAGUGGAGGCCUGCCAGGUCGAAGUGGCCGAGGUCCUGCUUCAGUUCGGGGCAGCCCUGUCGCCGACGCUGCCCGGCGGCUGGACUGUUUUGCACCUGGCCUGCCAUGUUCCUGGCAAUCAGACGACCAUUCAGCAACUUCUGCGUGCCCGCGCAGAUGCCAAUGCGUUGACAGAGGAGGGGUGGGCACCGCUGCAUCUCGCCGUGCAAAGCCGGGACGAGUCCAACGUGCGGACGUUGCUUGCGGCAGAGCCGCCUCUUGCAGUUCUGGGAGACGCGCAGGUUCCGCUGUCGCCGCUGCAUGUCGCCGCGGAGGCCGGAUCUGUUGGGAUCGUCCUGUUGCUCCUGCAGCGCAAAGUGGUCCCUGUUGAUGCAGUUGCAGAGCAUGGGAUCACCGCGCUACACCUGGCCGGUGGUGCCAGCCAGUCGGAAGGACUGGCUGGAAAUUCGACAGAUCCGGCAGCAGCGGCGGCUGUGGCAGAGGUAUUGCUGAACCACGGAGCCACUGUGGAUGCCGCCAUGGAGGGGGGUGUCACACCAUUGAUGGUGGCAGCUCGGGUUGGGCGAGAGGGCGUCGUCCGUGUGCUCUUGUCCAGCGGUGCGGAUGCUUUGCGAAGGCUUCCCAGCGGCUGGUGCAGCUUCCUAUUGGCGGUGCGGAAUGGCCACGCUGGCAUCGUGAAGCUCCUCGUCCGUCCGGAACUUCUCGAGGUCAAGACUCCCGCCGGUCGCACGGCCCUGCAGUGUGCGAAGAAGUACGGACACAGUGAAACUGCGGCCGUGCUUCAAGACGCUAUGGCUGAUCUGAAUGUACGCCCUGUCGGCUAG
Messenger RNA from Symbiodinium sp. CCMP2592, 6903 nucleotides. The record is from the annotation of a GenBank genome assembly. Lineage: Eukaryota; Dinophyceae; Suessiales; Symbiodiniaceae.